Molecule: messenger RNA, 1329 nt
Organism: Akanthomyces muscarius
Lineage: Eukaryota; Fungi; Ascomycota; Sordariomycetes; Hypocreales; Cordycipitaceae
Exons: 4
Coding region: 1-1329 (442 amino acids)
Biological process (GO): tricarboxylic acid cycle
Cellular component (GO): oxoglutarate dehydrogenase complex
Molecular function (GO): dihydrolipoyllysine-residue succinyltransferase activity
Source: RefSeq, a predicted model, not a curated record
AUGCUGUCGCGUCGAUUGACAACCGCAGUGCGAAUGGCACCUUUGUGCCAGGUUCGCCAGCGCCGCGCCGUACAGCCAAUUGCCAUGAUGCUUCCCAGCAUGAUGCAGGCUGUUCGUAGCUAUGCGGACAAAGUGGUUCAAGUACCCCAGAUGGCAGAGUCAAUUUCCGAAGGUACCUUGAAACAAUUCACUAAGAGCAUUGGCGACUAUGUCGAGCUCGACGAAGAAAUUGCGACCAUCGAGACGGACAAGAUCGAUGUCGCGGUUAACGCUACCGAGGCCGGUACUAUCAAGGAGUUCUUCGUAAAUGAAGAGGACACGGUUACUGUUGGACAGGACCUUGUCCGCAUUGAGUCAGGUGGCUCGCCAGCUCCCAAGGACGAAUCCGCGCCGAAAGCUGAAGACGAGGCGAAACCGAAAGCCGAGGAUCAGGCGAAGCCUGCAUCUGAGCCAGAGUCGUCCCAGCAGAAAAAGCAAUCCGAGCCGAAGCAAGAAAACAAGCCGGAGGGGAAAACCCAGACCGAGAGCGCUCCCGCAGUUGCCCCCAAGCGUUCUGCGACAGAGAAAAAGGACACGGCCGCUUCUACUGCUCAAUCUUCCGGUGCUGGGCCCAGCCUUGGCAGCCGGGAAGAACGACGUGUCAAAAUGAACCGCAUGCGCUUGCGCAUCUCAGAGCGCCUCAAGCAAUCCCAGAACACCGCCGCAGCCCUCACCACUUUCAACGAAGUUGACAUGUCUAAUAUCAUGGACUUUCGCAAGUUGUACAAGGAUGAUGUGCUCAAGAAGACUGGUGUCAAGCUCGGCUUCAUGAGUGCCUUUGCGCGUGCAUCUGUUCUUGCUAUGCGCGACCUACCUGCCGUCAAUGCCUCAAUCGAAGGCCCCAAUGGCGGUGACACGAUCGUUUAUCGCGACUACGUCGAUAUUAGCGUGGCGGUCGCUACCGAAAAGGGUCUCGUCACACCGGUUGUCCGCAAUGUUGAAUCGAUGGAUGUGAUUGGUGUAGAGAGCUCCAUUGCUGAUAUGGGCAAGAAGGCCCGUGAUGGCAAGCUCACGAUUGAAGACAUGGCUGGCGGAACAUUCACCAUCAGUAACGGCGGCGUCUUUGGCUCCCUCAUGGGAACUCCCAUCAUCAACUUGCCCCAGACUGCUGUGCUGGGUCUGCACGCCAUCAAGGAACGCCCUGUGGCGGUCAACGGCAAGAUCGAAAUCCGGCCAAUGAUGUAUCUUGCUCUCACCUACGACCAUCGCCUUCUUGAUGGCCGUGAAGCUGUGCAAUUCCUUGUCAAGGUCAAGGAGUAUAUUGAAGACCCUCGUCGCAUGCUUCUGUAA